AUGUUCGUCUCUGCGCUGUUCAAACUCGGCCUUCUUGCGUUGCCCGCCGUCGCUGGGGUCGUUAAGAGAGCUGGCGUUGCUUACUACGACCCCGCUCACGGCGGUGGAUCGAUGCUCGAUAAUGCUGGCGAUGGCUUGGGCGAACCCUUGAACGUCAUUAUCUCCGGCGAGAGCUCAUCAGAGGUACUCAACGAAGCUGGCAUAAUCAAUUUCGCGCAGGCCAUCGGCUUCUCAACGGAAUGUCUCGGUAUUCAUUUGGGCGGGCCGCAGAGCGCAAACCUUGGUGACGGCAAUGGCUGGGUGAACCAGACCAUCGAGAUGCGCGAAGACUAUGGAAGCACUGGCGUUGGCACCUGUCUCGAGAGUCUGAUCGGGGGCAAUCACUUCAGGGUGUUUGUACAGAAUGGCACCAGCGCUGACAGUGGCGCCCUGUUCCUAGCCGUCUCAAAAGAAGAAGACGUCGAAGAGGGUCACACCAUUGUACCCAACGGUUACGAUAUCGGACGUGAUCAAUUCGUCACGGCCGCGCUCGGUACCACUAGCAACAACGGCGUCACAUAUACCACCACCGCACAGAACAUCACUGGCCUGAUGCCCGCAGGCAGCGCAGGCGUUAAUCACAACAUCUCGAUCGACGGUAUUGUAACAUUGCUGACUGUCACGGCGUCAUGA
Postia placenta MAD-698-R-SB12 is the source of this 672-nucleotide messenger RNA. RefSeq lists its product as hypothetical. The transcript has 7 exons. NCBI's taxonomy places the organism in Eukaryota, Fungi, Basidiomycota, Agaricomycetes, Polyporales, Adustoporiaceae. Bases 1 to 672 code for a protein of 223 amino acids. The record is from RefSeq and is a predicted model, not a curated record.